Penicillium nucicola is the source of this 537-nucleotide messenger RNA. Its product is annotated as F-box protein. Lineage: Eukaryota; Fungi; Ascomycota; Eurotiomycetes; Eurotiales; Aspergillaceae. Gene Ontology annotation, molecular function: protein binding. The record is from RefSeq and is a predicted model, not a curated record. The transcript has a single exon. Bases 1 to 537 code for a protein of 178 amino acids.
AUGGGUCCUCCUCCAAGCCCUGGUGCCCUCGCCGGCGCCUGUAAGAUCUUGCCUUCCUCCAAGCGACCCAUUGGUCAACGAAACAAGCUCAAACGUAGCUUUCCUCUCAUCGUUCCAAUCACCAUCUCACCAACCAAAGACACGCCUACCAGUCCCAUUCCAGACUAUUUCCAACUCGACAAUCUCCCCGACGAGAUGCUGGAAGAAGUCUCAAAGUGUCUCUCUGUCCCCGAACUCAAGUUUCUCCGUCUAACCAGCCGCCAUAUGUACAGAGUCAGUCUUAGGGCAUAUGCACGCAAUGCUUUCGGCGCCAUCUCGACGGACUUCAGUGAAGACUCUCUGGCUCGCAUCCUUUCCAUUCUCAAAGACGAUCUCUUUCGUCCUCAGAUCCGCGAAAUCACAGUUCGGUGGUCCGAGGUUGACCGUACUGGGGACAAGGCUGUUAUCGAGGCCUUCUACGACGCUUUUACUCGCUUUGAGAACUGUAAGAUGUCAGCAGCCUGCCGCUUCUUCCUCCUUCUCCGAUCUCAUUAUUGA